UUAAUUAGCAUUUCUUUGAUUAUCAUCAUCAGAAGAAGAGAAAAUGGGAGACAGCACUAUGACAUGCAUAGACAUUCUUCUGGCCAUCAUCUUGCCUCCCCUUGGUGUUUUCCUCAAGUUUAAAUGCCAGGUGGAGUUCUGGAUCUGUGUUUUGCUGACUCUCUUUGGGUGGCUACCUGGUAUCAUCUAUGCUAUUUGGGUCCUCACCAAGUGAUCAUCAUAUGGUGGAUAUUUGAAGACCAUAUUACUACUAAGUAUCUUCAUUUGCGCUAAUGGAGUAUCUAGCUACCUUUCCUAUUUAUUCUUGGCUUUUGGUUAUUUUUCUCUUGUGGACAGAUUGUGUGAUGAAACAUAUAUCGUGCUACUAUUGUGAGUCAUUUGGGAUUGUACUGUAACUUCCACUCUGUAUUUUAUUGGAUUAUGUUGAUUGUGUUA
Messenger RNA from Solanum verrucosum, 435 nucleotides. RefSeq names its product hydrophobic protein LTI6A-like. NCBI's taxonomy places the organism in Eukaryota, Viridiplantae, Streptophyta, Magnoliopsida, Solanales, Solanaceae. The coding region runs from base 44 to 214 and encodes 56 amino acids. Gene Ontology annotation, cellular component: membrane. The transcript has 3 exons. The record is from RefSeq and is a predicted model, not a curated record.